AUGGGCAGUCUGUCUAGAGAAGUUGAUGAGUGGACCCAGGAGCCCAAUCUCCAUCCGAAGAGAAGACCAAUCCCUGCCGCUCAACGAGGAGUGGCCGCCUCAAGCAGCUCUGAACAAUUCAAGACCAAGAUCAGCAAGCACAAGCCACAGGCCAGACGAUGGCAUCCAUACAUCAGUGCAGAGUCAGCGAAUCGCACAGGAUCAACUCUCAAGAAGGCUGUGGAGCAUCUUUCCAAUCCAAAUACCAUCUCACUGGGGGGUGGUAUUCCUCUGAGUGACUUUUUUCCGAUUGACGAAAUUAGCCUGAGACCACAUUCACUCAACAAUAUCGAGACGAGGGAGAAGACGUCCUCCCAAACGACACUGCAUGCUACUAAGCACGAUAUUGCCGAUGAAACCAGCGUAUAUGAUCUCUCUGUCGCCUUAAAUUACUGCCCAGGCUAUGGAUCAGCUCAAUUCAUGCGAUGGAUUAUAGAGCAUACGGAGAUUGUCCACGAUCCACCUUACGCUGACUGGCAAUGCUCCAUGACAAUUGGCAACACCUCGGCGUUUGACAUGUGCCUGAGAAUGUUGACAGAGCCAGGUGACUGUAUCUUAGCCGACAAAUACACAUAUUCAUCCUCAGUCGAGACCGCUAUGCCGCUGGGAGUCAAAUUCAUCGGAGUCGACAUGGACCGCGAGGGCAUGCUUCCUGACAGCCUUGAUGAGAUACUUGAGAAGUGGAAUCCUGCGAAACAUAACAACGCAAGAAAACCAUCGGUUUUAUACGCAAUCCCGACCGGCCAAAACCCUACUGGCACCACUCAAAGCCUCCAACGCCGCAAGGCAAUCUACGGAGUGGCCCAGAAGCAUGAUUUGAUCAUUCUCGAGGAUGAUCCGUAUUACUUCCUGCAGAUGGAUGAAUACGGCUCUACUGCGUCUGAGAUUCAGUCACCUGUCGAAUUCUUAAAGAGGCUUGUCCCUUCAUAUCUCCGCUUAGAUAUUGACGGACGAGUCAUGCGCAUGGAUUCUUUUAGCAAGGUCGUCAGCCCCGGGGCUCGCCUGGGCUGGAUUACAGCGUCUGCGCAGCUCAUUGAGCGAUACAAGAGCCACAGUGAUGUUUCAACCCAGAGCCCUUCCGGUCUGAGCCAAUUGGUGUUUUUCAAACUCCUGGAUGAGCAUUGGGGACAUGAAGGCUACACAAGGUGGUUGAUGCACUUGCGAAAACAGUACACCAUGAGAAGAGACUUCAUUUUGUCUGCUUGCGAGCGUUACCUGCCAAGACAAAUUGUUAGCUGGGAGCCAGCCAAUGCAGGCAUGUUUCAAUGGCUCAAGGUAGACUGGGAACAGCACCCCAAUGCUAAAGACAAGACAGCCGACCUUGUUGAAGAGGAAAUCUGGCUAGAAAGCAUCUCGGCUGGAGCAUUGGUCGGUCGCGGCUCCUGGUUCCGUUCAUCGAAAGACGUGCCCAGCAACGAAGUAUUCUAUCGAACCACUUUUGCCGCAGCCCCGCUGCCCAAGAUUGAGGAGGCUAUCAAGCGCUUUGAGCGAGGCCUCCGACCCGACUGGCAGGGUUACUGCUAUGCAUAG
Molecule: messenger RNA, 1569 nt
Organism: Trichoderma breve
Lineage: Eukaryota; Fungi; Ascomycota; Sordariomycetes; Hypocreales; Hypocreaceae
Product: aminotransferase class I and II domain-containing protein
Exons: 4
Coding region: 1-1569 (522 amino acids)
Biological process (GO): L-tyrosine biosynthetic process; aromatic amino acid catabolic process
Molecular function (GO): L-2-aminoadipate:2-oxoglutarate transaminase activity; pyridoxal phosphate binding; aromatic-amino-acid:2-oxoglutarate transaminase activity
Source: RefSeq, a predicted model, not a curated record